Molecule: messenger RNA, 1960 nt
Organism: Pezoporus occidentalis (night parrot)
Lineage: Eukaryota; Metazoa; Chordata; Aves; Psittaciformes; Psittacidae
Product: CD276 antigen-like
Exons: 5
Coding region: 137-688 (183 amino acids)
Biological process (GO): regulation of cytokine production; T cell receptor signaling pathway
Cellular component (GO): external side of plasma membrane
Molecular function (GO): signaling receptor binding
Source: RefSeq, a predicted model, not a curated record
GUGCGCACGGAAGGCGGAAAUCCCCGUCAGGAGGAGACGUGGGAGGGGAAAAAGGGAAACGGCCUGAACCGAGCAGCCUUUGGCUUAGCGCGGCGCAGCACAACUCGGGUAGCCGCCUGCCUCCAGAGCCGCUGCGAUGGAGCUGCGAGGUUAUGGAUUUCUGUUACUGUUCCUUCACACCAUGAGAGCUGUGAUUGCACUGGAGAAGAUCAUUGUCAGUAAACCUGGAGAAAACACUACGUUGAGUUGCAUUUAUCGAGGAAGAAAAUUGCACUUAAAAAAUCUACGGGUAUACUGGCAAAUAGAUGACGAUAAAGAGGAGUGUACAGUUGUACAUGCAUUGAUCUCUGGUCAAGACAAUGAAAGUAAACAGUGUAUUCACUUUAAAAACAGGACUCGGUUAUUCUGGGAUAGAUUGGAAAAUGGUGAUUUUUCUCUACUAUUACUAAACGUCAGCCAGAGUGAUGAACAUACAUACAAAUGUAUAGUACUGGAGAAAGCUGACUAUACCAGCAUGGUUCAUCACGCAGAAGUGGUUCUCAGUUUAGCAGACACUCAGCAGAAGCGAAGCAAUGGGUGUAGCACGGAAAGUCACAAAAACCUGAAAAGAAAUGGACAAGGUGCUCAGGCAGCUGGCAUCGUUUCCAUUGUCAUUCUGAUAGGUGUUCUAGCUGUAAUAAUCUGCUAGCUGAGGAGACGGAGGUCCGCUAGACUAGAGUCCUACACAGCUAUGCUGAAGCCCCUGUUGCCAUCAAGACAGCGCCAAAUGUUUCAGGCAUCCCAAUUUGAGGGCAGCUUGGACCAAUACCAGAGAAGCGAGAAUGAUCUAGGAAACGUGACCUCUGAUGAAGGACUGGUUAUGCUUGUAUAAGCUGGAGAAAGAAAAGCUGAUUAAGGACACAAUAAUCCCGCUCUUCAGCGAGUCCUUAAAGAGGAUGAGACAAGUUAUUUGCUGUUCCAACCCAGCAGACACAGCACUUAAGGCAUAACAGGCUGAAACAAAGAUUUAAGUUAGAUGUUAGGAAGAAAAGAUGCUUGUCUAAGGGUAAUAGUAGUUGAGUACUGAGGCAAAGAGUUUGUGCAGGCUGUUAAGUCUCUUGUCAGUCCAGGUUUGGUGCUAUUCUGUUUUUCCUUAAUGAAAAAGGAAAAAAGUAUCUGUCAGAAAUUCCUUAGAAUAACUGGCGCUACUGUGAGACUACUGUGAUGGCUUCUUGGAUACAUCCUAGUCUAAUUCAGUCAUCAUUUUAUAUUUUCAAACAAGUUGCAUGUAGUGGAUGAGGGGUAAGGCACUGUGGAGGUGCACCCACAGGGACACACUGCCACAACAUUUUGCUUUUAAAUACAGAUGUAAAAUAAGUUUCUGCUUUUAGCAGUUUCACUUUAUGAAGAAGGUCAGAUUGUUUCAUAGGAGUUGGGAAUCCUGAAUACUGCAAACCAAAAAAAAAGAGCCUAUUGAGACUAGCUUUGCUGUUACAAAGGAAAAAGUUUUGGAAACUGUGAGGAAGGCAGGUUGAAAAGAAGAGCAACUUCAUCCCGGUGGGGUUAGUUUCUCCAAACACGCAUUACAGUCAGUGGGGAGAAAUUCAGAGCUGGAGCAAUUCUGAAUUGGUUUCUGGAGGGAUCCCAUCCCUACUUGUAGAGGAGUUUCAGGAAGAUUGUUUCCCUUAACCACAUCCAGGGUUUGUGCAUCCUCUUCUCUGAGGGUGACACUGACAAGGGAGGGAGAUGUUAGCAGGAGAGCACUUCUUGCAUUUGCACAAAGAGAGGCACUUUCAUUCUAUGGCACAAGGGCAGAGGGUCCCUAGUGUCUCAGGUACCCAGGCAGAGGCAGGGUUUUGCACUAGCUGAUUCUUUCUCAGAAGCAUGAGUAUCUCUUUUCCAUACCUUUGCAGCUUGUUUCACUGGUUAUGUAGGAAAGACAAUGCUAGGACAGUUAUUUUGGGGGGAUUUUUUUUUUAAU